UUUAAGUUUACCUCUGUAUUUACAUAAAAAAAUUUGUUUUUGCCGCUAAUUUCAAAAAAACAACAGCGUCGACGGUAAUUUCCGGUGACGUUCGUUUCGCGGCGUUGCCACAUUGUCUUCAUGUAGACAGUAACAUAACAAUUUAUAAUGGUUAUAUUAGAUUAGUGGUUGUUAGAGUAUAUUGUUAAUUAAUUGGUAAGAACAAUGGCUUCCUUGGUUGCGGAUUAUGGAACUUCCUCAAGUUCGGACAGUAGUAGUGACGAUGUCUCAGAUAAUGCUGAUAACACGUAAGCUUUCACCAAUAUGAGCAUGUUUCGCGUUGUUUGUUGUUCCCCUUCGUUAAACACCUUAUAAUUACGUAAAUGUUAAUUUUCAUAAUAAACUGCGAUUAUUAAUAUGCUCCUACCACUCUAAUUGUAUUAAUAUGCAUAUUUAUGCAACAAAUCAUUUGGUGCAUCCGCACGUGUAUUUACAAAACGAAAAUCGUACAGGAUACGUUUAUACUGUUCGAGAGUAUACAUUCUGUUAACUUUUAUGUUUCAGUAGUUUUAUUUUUAUAUAUAAAACUCUUAUUUACUAAUUAAACAAUGAAUAAAAUAUGUAGCAUUGUAUGUGAUCUUAAUUCAAUUACCGCUUGUUUAAUAAAAUAUAUCAUUAGAAUAUUAUAGUACUGCAAUUUUUUACCUUUAAAUUAGCAUGAAUAUACUAAGUCAAGAUGGAGAAGAGGAUAAUGAAGAGGAUAAAACUAAUGAGAACGAAGGAGCACCAAAUACAGCAGCUUCCAAAGAGAAACUUCCAUUACCAACUCCAGAUUUUAAUAGUAUACCUGUUAUGAAAACCUCAGUCUUCUCAAAUCCAUUUGUCGAAGCAGAAAAGGCAAAGAGUGCUAUUCUUGAGAAACACGUGAAAAUGACACCGACUCUAGAUGAUACAAAAAUGAUUAAUGGUCGAAAGAUUUGUUGGAAUUAUAGAAAAGGUAGAUGCCGGUUUGGUCAUAACUGUACUUUCGCACACGAUUCAGAUUUACACCGAACAGCAGCUGAACUAGAAGCAAUUCGUAUACCACAAGAAACAGUUAUUUGUCAGACCCAAUAUAAUGGUCAAGUUUCCAUGAAUGAUGAUGAUGAGGUGGAUCAAGAAAAUAAUCAAAUGAAUAAACGUAAAAAAAGGCCAGGAUUAAGUCAGUCUUUAAUACCCAGUAAAAAAGUCUUAAAAAUGUACAAAGCGCAACAAGCUAAAGCCAUUAGUAGAUAAAUGCUAAUACUAACAUAUGACUAGCUGUU
This is a messenger RNA of Megachile rotundata (alfalfa leafcutting bee), 1283 nucleotides long. RefSeq lists its product as uncharacterized. Gene Ontology annotation, cellular component: nucleus. NCBI's taxonomy places the organism in Eukaryota, Metazoa, Arthropoda, Insecta, Hymenoptera, Megachilidae. Gene Ontology annotation, molecular function: metal ion binding. The record is from RefSeq and is a predicted model, not a curated record.